Enterobius vermicularis (human pinworm) is the source of this 441-nucleotide messenger RNA. The record is from the annotation of a GenBank genome assembly. NCBI's taxonomy places the organism in Eukaryota, Metazoa, Nematoda, Chromadorea, Rhabditida, Oxyuridae.
AUGGUUGAUGCAGUAGGCCGGAUUAUAUUCAGAGAUAGUGCGCCAGCACCAACAGUUGCUGAGGAAAGACUGGACGUGCAGGAAGCACUUAAAAGAGCGCUGAGAUCAGCAAGUAUUGUUGAUGGUCUUGCUAAAGGACUUCAUGAAGCAGCAAAGGCUCUUGAUAAGAGAGAAGCACAUUUCUGCGUUUUGGCUGAAAAUUGCGAUGAAGCUAUGUACACCAAACUAGUUGAAGCACUUUGCGCUGAACACCAGAUUGCUCUCAUAAAAGCAAAGGACAAGAAGAAGAUUGGCGAAUGGGCUGGUCUGUGCAAAUAUGACAAGGAAGGAAAACCCCGAAAAAUUGUUGGCUGUUCCUGUGCUGUCGUUCGAGACUAUGGCCAAGACGACGCGGCGAGAAUGGUCCUUCAAGAGUAUUUUGAAUCUCAGAAGAAGAAAUGA